This is a messenger RNA of Hypomesus transpacificus, 1477 nucleotides long. RefSeq names its product nipsnap homolog 1 (C. elegans) (gene nipsnap1). Gene Ontology annotation, cellular component: mitochondrion. The transcript has 10 exons. The coding region runs from base 110 to 943 and encodes 277 amino acids. The record is from RefSeq and is a predicted model, not a curated record. NCBI's taxonomy places the organism in Eukaryota, Metazoa, Chordata, Actinopteri, Osmeriformes, Osmeridae.
AUUAGGGAUGUGCCAGAUAUUUGCUAGCUAAACAUUAACCUGGACCCUCUUUACUUUUCAUACUCUUCAAAUCUCUGACAAGAGCAGUUUCACACUGUUUCAGGGCAAGAUGGCGGCAACAAGUUUAGUGUUACCAAAGGUCCAGCUAACGAAACUGUACAGAAAUGCUGUCACGUUGCGGGUGUGCAGGUUUUCCGACGGCGGUGACAAGGGCUGGUUCCGUUCUCUGUUUGUGCACAAAGUAGACGUGAGGAAGGACACCCAUUCCAACCUGCUGUCCAAGAAGGAGACCAGUAACCUGUACAAAAUGCAGUUUCACAACGUGAAGCCAGAGUGUCUGGAGGCGUACAACAACCUGGAGGCUGAGGUACAGAGUAAACUCCAUGUUGACCAGGACUUCCCCUGUGAGGUGGUGGGCAGCUGGAACACCUGGUAUGGAGACCAGGACCAGACAGUGCAUCUGUGGAGGUAUAGGGGAGGAUAUCCCGCCCUGACUGAAUGCUUGAACAAACUAAACAACAACAAGGUGUACCAGGAGUUCCGCAGGGAGAGGAGUAAGAUGUUGCUCUCCAGAGGCAACCAGCUGCUCCUGGAGUUCAGUUUCUGGAACGAGCCCACGCCCAGAGCUGGACCCAACAUCUACGAGAUGCGAACCUACAAACUCAAGCCUGGGACGAUGAUAGAAUGGGGAAACCACUGGGCGCGAGCCAUCAGGCACCGUCAGGAGAAUGAUGAGGCGGUGGGAGGGUUCUUCUCCCAGAUAGGAGACCUGUACGUGGUCCAUCACCUGUGGGCUUAUAAAGACCUCCAGUCCAGAGAGGAGACCAGGAACGCAGCCUGGCAAAAGGACGGUUGGGACUCCAGUGUGUAUUACACAGUACCCCUGAUCCAAAGCAUGCAGUCCAGGAUCAUGAUCCCCACCCAGAGCUCUCCGCUGCAGUGAGCAGACAGCAGCCCACCACAGCAGGGCUGGAGACUCCCCGUAGAGGACCACAGAAGAAGAAGAGUUACUGCAAAGCGGUCGGAUCAAUUCCAUGAAGAAGAAUACUUUUUUCUAGGAGCCAGUGAAGUAUUGUGAUGGGCCUGUGUUUAGGGUUGAGUUUGGAUGAACCUUAAUGAUCAUAUUAAUAUGGUUGAUGUUUCGUGGAAAACAUUGCCCCAGAUUUUCAAAUGGAGACGUGAAAUGGAACAGUUCAGGGAAAAGUCCACUUUUAUAACUUGAUAAGUAAAAACAUGAUUGGCCUUGAUUGUAAUUUUCAUGUAUCCUACAGGUCAAAAAUGCCCAUAGCUCUGUCUACCUCUGACAAAACACCAGAUCAGAGGAUGUGUCUACAGCAUGUCAUUCACGAGCUUUCUUUUGAUUAUGACCAUGCUUUUGUAUCUACAAAUUAGAGCACAAUUAUAAAUAAGAUCAUGUUGAUGUAAUAAUGUGACGUGCAAUUCAGUUGUAUGACUUAAUAAACUUGUUUUGAAGGAU